CCUACAGUGUAGCACAAGCGGCCAAAGUGUCUACUACUACACAAGCCAAAGUACUACUAGUACUUACUAGGACCACUAGGACUAAGGAAGUACAACUACUGCAUUUAACGAUAAGUGACUCGAAAAUAUGGUUCGCAUUGCUCUUACCCGUGAGGAUGGUCUAAAUGACCCGUUGGAGCAAGCGAUUAGGGCGCACUAUAUGAAAUACGUCUCCGUUUUCGACGACCACUUGGCGUAUGAGGAAGUGCCUGCGAUAGAACAAAUUCGAGGACCAGACUUUGGCAGACUUUUUAUGAGGAGUGUCAGUGUCUUCAUUUGAUGAACAAAACAGAAUGUGAGAGGCUUAGUUUAAAGAACUCCGUGAGCCUCUGCGUUAGAGUUACAUUUGUUGAACUCUUGCACCGCCAUACCAGAGCUCCGCUUCUAGUUCUAAUCUCACACGUCUAUGGGACAAGCAUGAGUUCGAUUCUUGCGUUUUGAUAGGGACUGAAGCAGCCAAAAUCUUCUGCGAUCAGACAAGUGUUGCUUAUGAGAGGUGAGUACUUCUACAACUUCAUCUUACGAUAGCGAUACCUGGUUACCAGGUACUACUUAGGGGUAGCAGGGGUGAAGUUUUUGUAGUGUACCAAUGUACUUUAAUAUGCACAUAUUGAAGACUCUUAAUCUUAUGGAGCAUGUAGAUUCUGACACACGACAAGACUUUUCACGUAAGUAACAGAAAUAGCAGAAAGGCUACAACUACAGGUUGAUAGCAGUCGGCAAAGGCACAGCUGAAGUAUUACAACGAGAGCGAAAAACCGUAACUCCAGUCCCGGAAAAGGCGAGUGAGGAUGGCUCAGGCUUGGCCAAAUAUCUUCCGUCAACUAUGGGCCCACGCUUGCUACUGUUGUGCAGUGUGCAGCAGAAAGAUGAAUGUACCAGAAGUAAUUUCUGAUGUAAGUAGUAGAUUGUCCAACUCUUAAAAUUUAGCGAACAUGUACAACAAAAAACCCUCAACAAACACAGGUAAAACAACCCUCGAAGAGCGUGGGUUCGACGUCACUGUUAUGCAGGUGUAUGGCAUACAAGCGCGGACUGAGCCAGCUCACAAGCCUCCCGAUAACAUAGACAUCUGGACCUUUGGUUCGGCGACUGCUGUUAGGGGUGUAGCACAAUGGAGUGGGGUGGGUGUGAAGUUAUGAUAGGCCAGGUAAAUAUUUGAGGCCCGCGAGGUCAUCCAAAUUUACGACUAUGUUGUAACUGUCGAAGCAACGUCGAACAGUACUAGCCUUCGCAUUCUAACCUCAGUGGCCAUCUGCGUAAACAAGCAAACUGCGCGUACCGCACACGAACAUUUCGGAGAAAGUUGUGUGGUAGAGUGCGCCGAAAAGAGCGGCGUGAAGAGUUGGGCGGCUAAGGUUGUGGACUUCAUGCAGAAAGGCGCUAGCGGAAACAAAGACUUCCUUGUCCGAGAUGGUGAGCCGGGUGCUAAGGAGGGUGCCGGAGGAGGCUCGGCUUAUGGCGGAUGAGGUUUCAGUUUCUCUAGUGUUGAUGGAUUGUACUUCUAAUCACUAGUCAGAAGGAUUGAUGGAUUGCACUUCUCUAGAGAACAACAUUUCGUUGUACCCCACCUCUAAUCCCAAGCCACUACAGCCUCAGAGGACAAGAAGAAGACCGAACAAGGCUCUUUGAGUCGAACCGGCAGUUCGGGUCGAAGGUUCCAGAGCUCUAGCUCAUCUAGUAGUCGUAGAGAAGAAGACCCCCUAGCUCGUUUCCUAGCAGGUGGAAGUUCGAAAAAAAGCCCAAGUCUCAAAAAUGAUCCACUUGCGGGACUCACCUUUGGAGGACAGAAGACGAGUACAAGUGCAACAGCAGGAGUUUCUUCAACAUCCACUACUACCACUACAACUAGUGGCGGACCUACUAGUGGUGGACCUACUAGUGGUCGUGGAGUUGGAGGUGGAGUUGGUUCCUCCACAACGACGCCUCCAACACGACCAGCGCCACCUUCUACAACAGCUGGACGUGCUGCCGCUGCCAUUACUACAGCCACGUCUCCUGCAAAAGCAGAGUUAUCACCUGAAAAAGCGGGUAUGGAGCCUGAACGGACAGCGCCAGAGGAAUCCCCUUCAACAACAACAACAACAACAACAACAACGUCAGGAUCCUUGGGUUCUCUAGCAGGUCCAACAGUGCCUUCAUCUUCCUCCACCGCUACUACAGUGCCUUCAUCUUCCUCCACCGCCACAACGUCUAUUAAGGGUAGGCUAAAGGUGCUUUUCUUACCGCUUUUUAUGCCUCUCCCCCUUAGGAUGAGAAAGGCAUAACAAGCGGGGGAACCCGCGAGCACCAACAACCUACCUCUAAGUCUACAUCUACUGGAAUGAUAGGAUCUUCUUCAGCAUUGGUGGCAACAACACGAACACCAGGACGAGUGCCACCAGCUUUAUGAAACCAAAAUCUGUUAUCAUUAUCGUACUUUUCUACUUAAGAAACUUGAUAACGAUAACAGAUUUUCGUUUCAUAAGCUUUGCGAUCGGAUGAAGUGGAGGAAGCCAUUGUAGAUGAUAGGAGUCGGGAAAAUAGUAAAGACGCACCUCCUGGAGGCUCACCAUCAGACGACCUGCCGGCAGGAAGCACUGUUAAGGCUCAGCUUUCAUUGGUCACUGAGGUUGGUCACUGAGAUCGAAGGGGCGACCCUCCCUUGAGAGUAGAACAGGGGAAAACAGAGGGAGAACAAGUAGAGGGGUAAAGGGCCCUUUUCUUUCAGCAUCAGUGACGAAUGAGUGUCGACGUUUAAUACUGGCGUAGGAGGAGGAGGAAGUACGGGAGCUGCGAAUAAGGGGAAAACUUAUGAUGUUGGGUGUCGUGUACAUAAUAUGUACAUUCUUGUUCUUCUAUAUACGACAAAAAAGGCUCUUGAAUCUUUUGUAUUUUUGCUUCCUAGUUAGGGGGCGUGCUCCACCGAUAUAUACGACAAAAAAGGCCAUAUCAUGAGUUGAUUGUGUAACGUGCUCGAACAAAGGCAGCAACAGAAACAUGGUUAUUUUCUAUGAUCGCAACGGAAACAGUUCUCAUCUUCUUCUAAUCCCAAGCCCCUCCCUCAGUCGCCACCGCAGCAGGCAAAGUGGCCGCAUCACGCGCGUCGGCGAAAAGCAGUGCCUCGACAGCGGGUGGUAGGAGUACAACAGCCCAAAGGAUGCGAAGCCCCGAUAAGGGGGAUAAAACUAUUUCCGAUCUACCGUCAUCUAAGAGUGCUGGUAGUAGAGCGACUACAGGCAGUACGGGGACUGGAGCUUCUGCGAAAGCUAAAGCAUCGUCAUCAUCGUCACGACCAUCGACAGCCACUAUACGUCCGAAAGCUGCGGCGAGUUCUACAAGACCGCCAACGAGAGGGAGUCGACCGGGAUCGGCGGUUGCGGGAGGUAAUUUCCUUAUACAAUACUUACUCGGCCGCAACCGCCGAUCUGCUCUUACUCGGCCUCUUUUUUGUUUGAUGCUUACUUAUGCAACUUCAUCAAGAUGAAGAUUGAUAGAUCCAUCUCCAUGACUUUAUUUUCUUCUAGUCUUCUUGUGUUACACGAUGUGCAGAUUAAGAUCAAUGUCCCCUUCAAGAAAAUAUAAUGAUCACGAACAACUAGGGUAGUUUACAACUUCAAUAUAAUAUUCUAGUCUUCUCUCGUCUGCUUAUCAUCUUCUUAUUCUCAUUACACCAAUACACCAGGAACUGCAACGACGAACGCUACCUCUUCGUCUUCGACUGCAGCAGCAACAAGUAGUGCUUCCAAACCCGCCGCUGCGGCGACAGUUAUGGGAAAAGUUUCAGUUUGACUCAGUCCAUCUUCUCAGAUUUGAGGACAAGAAGCCUCUUCUGUUCUGAGUAAGAUUUCAUUUCCACGGCAUGAAAAGCGUUCUAUUAAGGGCGAGAUUUCUUUUUCUUGUCGGUCGUGUCUGAUUCCACCUGCCCAGAAUAAGUUGAUUACAAGGCAUUCAUUUACAAAGCACUAAGUAAGACAACCGGUUAGUUUUCACCUCGACAGUAUUAGGCUUAUCCCGAGCAACAAUCUACUAUGAAUGGAAUCAGAGAACCUAGUUUAGACAUACAGUAUACUUCCGUCCACCUCUUUCCCUUCUAAGAUCCCAACAAGAGCAAAAUCAAAAGAAGGCAAUUCCUCAGGCGCCACGUGGGAAGAGGUAGACCAAUUGUGGCAGGUCAUCGGAAAAUGGGAGUCAAGCUUCGCAGAUCUUAAACUCCUUCACGAAAAUGAGGUCCGACAGUUGAGGGAGCAACUGCGAUCAAGAGGCGGAAUGUUAGGGUGCACAUGCAGCAUGAGCUUUUUAUCACUUAUAAAGUCAUUCUGUUUUCUUCUGAUGUCGGUUAGACGCUGUGCAAGACUUUCACAUAGAAAAAAGAUGUAGUUCUACGUCGACAAAAAGGACUCUUUCAUCUUUUCAUAUCCCUUUCCCUCUAUGCCUUCCUCCUUUCAUACCCCACCCAGUCUACCAACCCUCAAGGAGACGAGCUGGGUUCGCCUAGUCGUCUAGGCAAUGCCAGGAGUGUGCUGGAGAUGCGACCAGCAGGAAGCCGAUUCGAGUCUGUAGAUGACGCCAGCGAGCAAUAUGAAAUGCUGAGGCAGGAAUAUGAGGACUUCAGAAAAGCCAAAAACGUCGAAAUCGAACUACUGCAUACGAAAUUGAAUUUAUGCAUGGGUGUACUGCUGAGGAGAUUUUUGAAAUGAGUACAUUCUUCAUUUUGAUUCAUCUUGAGCGUUUCUAAAUGUCGUCUUCUUGUUGAACGAAGGAGUACAUUUUGGUCCACCUUGAGCGUGUCUAAAACUAAAUCUCCUCCUCGGGUCGCUUAGAUUAAUGCAAGAGAUCCUGCUAGAAGAUAAGACUUCAUGGUCGUGAAUUGCAUCUCGAUUCUAGUAAGAUUGUCUUCAUAGGGUCAACGACCACACCAUUAUCUUCUAACAACCGCAGCAGACGCGCAGAAGACGUCCUACACACUCCAAGAUGAUGAGAUACGGCGGUUGCGGGAGGAGAACUUGGCACUGGCCAAACAAGUGGAACAUUUUACAUUAUAUGCGACGGUGUAGUAGACACCGAGUUCUUGUCGAAAUGCAUUGCUUUUCUACGCGCUUUUCAUGAAACCUGGCAAUGCUGGCAUGGCCUUGUUUUUCUACAUUAUGGGUAUGCAUGAUUGAUUCGCUCCGUCGACCGGGUAACUCCGUAU
This is a messenger RNA of Amoebophrya sp. A25, 5212 nucleotides long. Lineage: Eukaryota; Dinophyceae; Syndiniales; Amoebophryaceae. The record is from the annotation of a GenBank genome assembly.